Heterobasidion irregulare TC 32-1 is the source of this 543-nucleotide messenger RNA. RefSeq lists its product as uncharacterized. The transcript is spliced from 4 exons. Bases 1 to 543 code for a protein of 180 amino acids. Lineage: Eukaryota; Fungi; Basidiomycota; Agaricomycetes; Russulales; Bondarzewiaceae. The record is from RefSeq and is a predicted model, not a curated record.
AUGCCGAAAAGCAAAAGUCCUCUCGAUAAGGACGAAUCUGGAGAGUCUAACGAGAGUAUCAGCAGGUUGGAGAUCGUUAAAAAGAUGCGAAGGGACACAAGUCCUUCAAGCAACGAAAUGCGAAAGCUCCAUCUCACACUAUGGUUUCAUCUGUUUGCAUGGUUUCCAGUCUGCGCGGCGAAGGCUUCUCUUAUGUCACCUAUCACUGCCGAACGUCUGUUCACGGAGACGGACUCAUUGUCCCCGCGGACGCCCUGGCACCUUCUCGGAUGUUACUAUUCGUCCUGCCCACAAAGAAUGACUUUCUCAUUACUUUCCUCGUCGCGAAUUUACGCCCAACAACGAUGUUACCUGUUCAGCCAGGAGGUCAAAGUCACUGGCGCCGGUGGAGACUUGGAAUCUUCAGAGGAAGAGCAGGCUGAUUGUCAGGUGGCCAAGUCGAGUUGGGAUAUCAUGCACCAGAGUCAUCCGCCAAUUCUGGGCAUGUUUUCGAACGUUUUCGAGCUGCUGUGGACCUUGUGGCAGCGUCGGCAACCCCCUUGA